Megalobrama amblycephala (Wuchang bream) is the source of this 2319-nucleotide messenger RNA. It is a transcript of the gene schip1, whose product is annotated as schwannomin interacting protein 1. Gene Ontology annotation, cellular component: cell junction; plasma membrane. Gene Ontology annotation, biological process: positive regulation of hippo signaling. Bases 299 to 1645 code for a protein of 448 amino acids. The transcript is spliced from 8 exons. The record is from RefSeq and is a predicted model, not a curated record. NCBI's taxonomy places the organism in Eukaryota, Metazoa, Chordata, Actinopteri, Cypriniformes, Xenocyprididae.
CACUCACCCGCUCACUCUCUCACCCGCGCACGCACGCACUCAGCUGAUUCGGAGCGCGUCACAGUUGCUGUCUAUCUAGGCAGCUCAGUAGGUGUUGAGACAGCUCCUCGGAGGGAGGGUUUGUGUUAUCUCGUCUGGCCGCUGGAGAGCCGCCGGGGCGUUUUGAAGCAGCGGAGAUCCGCCAUGACUUACACCGCGGACGGUCUCCGCUCUCGCGCGUCUGGAGCUGAAACCUCGAGCCGUGUUCCGUCAUCCUGCCACAGAAACAUGUCCUGAGACCGAAGAGCCGGCAGAGAAGAUGACAGAUUACCGGGAGGAUGGCAUGGACCUGGGCAGCGAUACAUCCAGUCGCUCCAGCUCUGAGUCCAACUCCAACAAGGUGACGCCAUGUUCCGAGUAUAAGUCCUCUCCCAGUCUGGAGCUGGCCGGACUGGAGGACUAUGAGGAGGAUGAGGACUACCAGCAGUACAAGAAGAGAGUGCUGGUGGACUGGGAGAGGGAGUACGGUGGGAACUAUGCAGACAACCAGCAUCAGGACUUCAGCCAGACCGGAGUGUUCCAAGGCUCUGUUAACAGCCGCAGCCUGGCAGAGGAGCUCCAGAGCGUCAAAGCGCCUGCUGCCCCUCUCGCAGCUCACGCCGCCACCUCCAUGCCCCAGGAACUAAAGCAGAACGGCAACUCCUUUGUGCCCUGCGACCACCCCCUCUCGCCCUGUGAGGGUAAGACUUUAGGCAAAGCCAACCACGGAAGCGCCGUCACAGGACGGGAAGCUGGUGAGAUUGGAGGUGGGAUCGGGCUGGGACGAUACAGAGAAGAAUGUGUGGAGGAAAGCCAACUUCCAGCCAUGGACUGGGCUGCUCUGGAAAGACACUUGGCGGGCCUUCAGUUCAGAGAGCAACAGAACCACAACCAUGGCCUGAGCCGGACCAACUCCACCAACGCCCAGAAGAAUGAGCGCGAGUCCAUCCGGCAGAAGCUGGCGCUGGGCAGUUUCUUUGACGAUGGGCCGGGCAUCUACACCAGCUGCAGCAAGAGUGGCAAACCCAGCCUGUCCUCACGGCUCCAGAGUGGAAUGAACCUGCAGAUCUGUUUCGUCAAUGACAGCGGCAGCGACAAAGACAGUGAUGCAGAUGACAGCAAGACAGAGACGAGCCUGGACACGCCGCUGUCACCCAUGAGCAAACAGAGUUCGUCCUACUCGGACAGAGACACCACGGAGGACGACUCCGAGUCUCUGGAGGACAUGGACUUCCUGAGCCGACAGAAGAAGCUGCAGGCCGAGGCCAAGCUGGCGCUCGCCAUGGCCAAACCCAUGGCCAAGAUGCAGGUGGAGGUGGAGAAGCAGAACCGUAAGAAGUCCCCUGUGGCAGACCUGCUUCCUCACAUGCCACACAUCAGUGAAUGUCUGAUGAAGAGGAGUCUGAAGCCCACUGACCUCAGAGACAUGACGCUUGGACAGCUGCAGGUCAUCGUCAACGACCUGCACUCACAGAUCGAGGGUCUGAACGAGGAGCUGGUGCAGCUGCUGCUGAUGCGGGACGAGCUUCACAUGGAGCAGGACGCCAUGUUAGUGGACAUCGAGGACUUGACCAGGCAUGCUCAGAGUCAGCAGAAACACCUGGCGGAGAAGACGCCGUCCAAAUGAAGGCCGCACACCUCCACACCAGUCAUCAGUACAGACCAGACACCUUUCCUUUGCUUCUGUGGUUCAUAACUGCUGAUGAUCGCUCACGUCCUCACGUACUAAAACUCCGAGUGAGAGUCCAGGACGCUUGGGGUCCGUGCCUGACGAGAUGGGAGUGGGACGCACUCGCGGACGUCCUGGAUACUGCCACCGGCUUCCCGUGCAGCGAUCGGCCUUCGCUUUCUCAUAGAUCCGUUCCAAUCUUUUACGUUUGCCACUAAAUUAUAACCGUCAAAACAUGAAAUGGUGUAAAAGCACCUCGUGAGAAAUUUAAUUCAAGUUUAAAAAAAAAAAAGAAAAAGAAAGAAGACUCUUUGAACAAGCCGUGAUUUAACCGUGGAAAUGUUUCAGUUGGACAGUAUUUAAAAAAACAGACGCCUCUCUAUGGUGAUUUGUGAUUGAUUUGAAGGUGCUAAAGAGGAAACAUGCCUGCCUUGUAGUCGACUUGUAGCUUUUGGUAACGUUCACUCCGAUUGGUAUUCAACAUUUCGUGAAUGUUGAUUCUGACACGAGUCAUUUGAAUAAUAAGUGUGUUAAUAUCAUUUUCAUUCUAUUGUAUUCAGAUUCUUUAUUUGAGGGAGAUGCUUAUGUACAGAUAUGUAUAAAAUAAGAAAAAUAAAACUUGGUUUCAUAGA